AAGUCUAUUGGGCCCAAUAAACUAGUGAAUUGAGUAUCUAACCUAGAUAUAAAUACUAACAGCUAAAAAUGUGAUAACGCACCAUUCUCUUGAGAUCAACCCACUGCUCCUUCUUCGGUUCCAGCGUUAAGCAGAUUUACAUUUCAACAUCAUGGCGACUCAGAUCAGCAAGAAGAGAAAGUUUGUAGCGGACGGUGUGUUCUACGCCGAGUUGAAUGAGGUGCUCACUAGGGAGCUAGCAGAGGAUGGGUACUCAGGUGUGGAGGUUAGGGUCACUCCAAUGAGGACUGAGAUUAUCAUCAGAGCUACUCGUACUCAAAAUGUUCUAGGUGAGAAGGGAAGGAGGAUUAGGGAGCUGACAUCGCUUGUGCAGAAGAGAUUCAGAUUCCCUCAAGACAGUGUUGAGCUUUACGCUGAGAAGGUUGCCAACAGAGGUCUCUGCGCCAUUGCUCAGGCUGAGUCUCUCCGUUACAAGCUCCUCGGUGGUCUGGCUGUUCGCAGGGCUUGCUAUGGUGUCUUGAGAUUCGUCAUGGAGAGUGGAGCUAAGGGAUGUGAGGUGAUUGUGAGUGGAAAGCUCCGUGCUGCGCGUGCCAAGUCCAUGAAAUUCAAGGACGGUUACAUGGUUUCCUCUGGUCAACCUACCAAGGAGUACAUCGACUCUGCUGUCAGACAUGUCCUGCUUAGACAAGGUGUGCUCGGAAUCAAGGUGAAGGUCAUGCUUGACUGGGACCCUAAGGGAGUAACGGGACCAAAGACACCAUUGCCUGAUGUUGUGAUCAUCCAUACUCCCAAGGAAGAAGAAGUAAACUCUGCACCUGCUCAGGUUGAUGCUCCGGCUGCUUUUGUACCCGAAGCUCCCCUCACUGCCGUAGAUUACCCUGAGAUGAUCCCUGUCGCCUAGAAGACCUUUUAUGUAAUUUUGUUCCUUUUUGUUGAACUUUUCUCACCCUCUUUUGACAGUUUUUUGUUUCUUGUAUCUUCGAAUCAGACACCUUUCCUCAAAUCGAUUUUUCCAAUUA
Molecule: messenger RNA, 1019 nt
Organism: Brassica napus (rape)
Lineage: Eukaryota; Viridiplantae; Streptophyta; Magnoliopsida; Brassicales; Brassicaceae
Product: 40S ribosomal protein S3-2
Exons: 6
Coding region: 152-901 (249 amino acids)
Biological process (GO): translation
Cellular component (GO): cytosolic small ribosomal subunit; nucleus
Molecular function (GO): RNA binding; structural constituent of ribosome
Source: RefSeq, a predicted model, not a curated record